Messenger RNA from Colletotrichum truncatum, 1710 nucleotides. RefSeq lists its product as uncharacterized. NCBI's taxonomy places the organism in Eukaryota, Fungi, Ascomycota, Sordariomycetes, Glomerellales, Glomerellaceae. The record is from RefSeq and is a predicted model, not a curated record.
AUGGGCAGCGAAACGAAAAUCUCCCCAUCAUUUCAAUCCUCAAAAACGUCCUCUUGCCUCUUUAUGCCUCAUCCCACAUGGUCCGAUCGCGAACUCACCAACAGUGGGAUGAAUUUCAUACAUCUCACCCAAACACUUGUUGAUUCUUUCAACGCCCUUGCCGAUGAAGUCCAGAUCCUGACCGACAGGAAGACUGUCCUGGAACAUAAGCUUAGAUUCGCCCACGAGCAGUACCAGUAUCUCGCCGACAAACAUGCCCCUGCUGCUCCCGAAAUCUCCGAAGUAUUGGCAAAGUUGCAGCUACCGCCCGAACUCGCAAACCCAUCACUAGAAGAAGCGUCGCAAGCAGUACCUCUUCCGAAGCGUAGCAAGCUGGACACCCGAAACCAAAUCGCUCUCAUCAUCCGAGACGGCCGGCGCGUCGCCCAGCAACUAUCUACGAUCGGGGACACGAGCAAGACGAGUGACUCUAGCAGACAGACAUCUUCCCGCGAAGCCCAGACCGGAACCUCCAUGUCAACUGUGCUCGAGCAGGACUUUACAAUCGAGGGCAAGAAGGGGCACCUAGAAUGCCCUUUCUCUGCACCAAAGGCGGAUGGCGCUGAUGCGGAUGCGCACAGCGCGGAGAACGGGUCGCAGAACCCCACGCCGCACCAUUCUCCCGACCCCAUUUGCGCUGCCAUGGCCGAAGAAUCCACGUCUCAGGCAGCUGUCAACGGGUCGCCCGCGAAAUGUCCCAUUCGGUACCUAGACCAGCACUCUCCCGAAGAGAUUGCGCACUACGUUGAAACGCAUAAACACGAGCUACCUCGCAGUCAUGAAGUUUGUGUGAGAAGAUACCAGAAGAACGAGGUACAGAUCAAGAAGUUGGAUGCAAAGUACGGUAACUUGGUCAACAUGAUCCAGGGGCUUAGCGCGCUUCACCAGCCCAUGCUGCCAUCCUCGCAACAGGAGCAGGAAGAGAUCGACCGGGCUUCGAACGAGAGGGUUCAUAACUGGGCAAAGGCCGUCACUGCUACGGCCACUGACGAUGCCGAACAGUCUCAACCAGCCCCCGUGGAUGCUGAAGAAGCCCGGCAGAGUCAUUUCGACCGACCCCUCAAGGAGGUUCGAGUGGGCGAAUCACCCAGCCGACCGUGGGGCAUUUCUGUUCCAGUCUAUGAGCCCAACGGUCUAGAUGAUGAAGAACGUCCUUUAUCGCCACCGCCCGCCCCGGUAUUUAUGCCAACUGGCUCGGAUGUCGAGGAAACACCAGCAAAGACGGGCAAAUGCCCCUUCGACCAUACGAAAAUGGCGGCAAUGAGCGCAGCCCGCGAAGAACCCCCGCCGUUCUCGCCCCCACCGGCACCCAUGUUUAUGCCCAACGGAAUGAGCGAAAACGCAUCCCCACCGAAGGCCGCAGGCAAAUGCCCCUUUGAUCAUGCUCAACUCGCCGCCAUGGGCUUCACCUCGCCUACCCCGAAUACUGGCGAGCAGACUUUUGUGCACCCAGAUCCUUCGCCGGUUGAGCUCCCAUCGACGCCAGUCAAGCCCCAGCUGUCACAUAGCCCUCCUCCACCACAGCCAACCUUCAUCAACCCGCCUCUAGAUGCACACAAAGACAUCAAUCCAGGUGGUGUUCCACAAAUGGUUUUCACUGGCCCUGUUUUUAUUGGCUACCCCAUCGAACAGGCAAUUCAGUUCAUGCAGCAUUUCCAAGGAAAGCAAUAA